Haplochromis burtoni (Burton's mouthbrooder) is the source of this 3740-nucleotide messenger RNA. RefSeq names its product protein phosphatase 1, regulatory subunit 13 like (gene ppp1r13l). The coding region runs from base 292 to 2679 and encodes 795 amino acids. Gene Ontology annotation, biological process: positive regulation of cell differentiation; regulation of transcription by RNA polymerase II. NCBI's taxonomy places the organism in Eukaryota, Metazoa, Chordata, Actinopteri, Cichliformes, Cichlidae. Gene Ontology annotation, molecular function: transcription factor binding. The record is from RefSeq and is a predicted model, not a curated record. The transcript is spliced from 13 exons.
UAUACUUCACCUGGAACAGCUGUGGCAGGAACACCUGGCUCGGGUUACAGCAGUGAAGAAAGCCGAGGGGCUGGACUAUCAGCCAAAAUAACUCAACUCGGUACGCAGCUAUGACUAAAUGUCUGGAGCCGCCGCCACAAGAGAGCGACUCAGGCUGAUCCCAACUUCAGGAAGACAAGAAGGUUUGGACGCAACGCAUUCUCUUCUCUUCAGUUUAGGACAAAAGGACAGGCUCUGAUUUUUUGAGGUGGCGUUUGUUUUCAGGAGCAAGUUAUUGCUAUCUGAUGAGUCAUGAGUUCUCAAACAAGCUUUGGGAGCAGCAUGCUGUUCCAGACCAUGAAUGAUGAUCUGAGCGCAUCACUCGCUACAGCAGACGAGUUAUCCAAAGAGUUUAACUCCUUGCUGCAGGAGGCCUCCACCAGCAAUAACAACACAGAGUCUAAGUCACAGGCCACCUCCAGUAUCUCCAGAGAGCAGCCUCAGUCCAGUUGGUCUUCCAGCACUUCCACUACUAAACAGGCAUCCGGUGGCAGCAGUAAUGGAUCCCCCAGCUCUUCAGCUUACUCCACAAGCUCAGCAUCCUUCCGUCCCAUUGACUCUGUCAGUUCUAACAAUAAUAAUACCAGAUCCUCCCCCGUAUUCCCACCAAGCCCACUAUCAUCCCCAAAGCUCCAAAGAAGUGCACAUGCUCCAGUCCGAGCUGGAUCUGACAUCGUCCACCAUAGUUACAGCCAUUCAGCUCAAAACACGAAGUAUAAUUCUUUGCCUCAUUAUGACAAGAGCCCACGAAGCUCAGUUAGCUCCACUGAUAGAAGCCCUGCUCCAAACUCAAAGGCUGUUACUUUGGAACCAUCAGCUUCAGCCCAUUCCAAUUUGCUCAGACCUUAUGACAGCAGCCAGAUGCGUCCAAGGUCGCCUCGAUUCGACAGAAGCCCUUCUCCAUUGUCUGUCAAUUAUCCAAUGUCCAGCACGCUUCCCAGAAAUUUUAGCAGUUCCAGGCAACAAGACGAGGCUGUGCAAUGGCAGAAGAGUCCUGGCAAGUGGAAUGAGACAGAUCUGGACAUGUCUUAUGAAAGGAAGCCUCAUCACACUUAUGACAAGACAGAGUGGCUGCGGUCAACUAUGCCAAAUCCAAAUUGGAAAGAAUCCAACCUCGAUGGCCCUUCUCCAGCUCCAAGCCCCAUAAAAGAUCGUCUCUCUAAUACUCUUCAGUUUUCCAGUGGAUCCCUCCCCCGUAAUGCACGUAUUGCAGUACCACCAUCUCAGUCUCACUCCCCUUACCAGUCUCAGCCCAUCUCCCGUAUUUCUAUUCCUCCCAAUUCAACUCAGUCCCGCCAGCAUAAACCCAUUCCUCUUUCUGUCAUCAUGCGCCUUCAAAAUCCUUAUUGGGGAGCAAUGAUAGCCCCCCAACCCAGAGUGGUUGGAGGACAAAGUGACAUGUCACCUUACCAACCUGCUGUACCCGUCCCAAAGGAAUUCUUCCAGCCUCCUACAGUUCAGCCACAACUGAAGCCACCUGAGCUGUGGCAGCCAGCUCUAUACAGUGACGUGCUGAACCCAGCGGAUAUAGAUGCAGAGUUAGAGCGGUUGGUAUCUGCUCAGCAGAACCCUGUAAAUUUGGAAAAUCCUGCCAUAUCAGAGGGUAGUGUGGAGACCGAGGGCACCAAUCAGCAACCUCCUCGGCCCCUAAGCCCCACCACGCUGCAACCAGUGGUGGCGCCUGAUGCCCAGAGCCAUGUGACCCCUGUCAUCGAGGAAGUCCUGCGCAUCAGGGCAGAAAUUCCCAGAGCCCUGAAGAGGAGGGGCUCUGUGAACCUUUCAAAGCCCCUGAAGAAGCCCUCGCAUUACCAACCAAACCAGUACAAACAUCUUAUCAACAAGCUCUUUCGCAAGGAAUACCAUAACAAGGCGGACAAAGGUAGUGAGAGUAGCAGCUCAUCAGAUGGGGAGGACAGUGCUUUACCCCCUCCCCCUCCACCUAAGACACCCACUCUCAUUAAAAAUGACAAAAAUUACCGUUCAAUUUUGCGCCUGCCUAAUCGAAAGCGCAAAAAUUCUGGCAGGCGGGCUCGGCUUAGCCCGCUGGUGCUUGUACUUGAUGGAGCUUUAGCUGGAGACCUGGACACAGUGCAGAAAGCUGUCCAGGAGAUGAGUGAUCCCAGCCAACCAAAUGAAGAAGGCAUCACUGCCCUUCAUAAUGCCGUCUGCUUUAGGCAUCACGAUAUCGUGGACUUCCUGGUUCGGAUUGGAGUUAAUGUCAGUGCACCUGACAGCCAUGGCUGGACUCCUCUUCAUUGUGCAGCCUCUUGUAAUGACCGUCCUCUUUGUGAGUUUUUGGUGAGGAGUGGGGCUGCCGUCAUGGCCGUUACAGAAAGAGACAGAGCUACUGCUUCCCAGAAGUGUGACCCUUAUGCUCCUGGAUAUGAGGAGUGUGAAACCUUCCUGAGGGCUGCGGAGGAGGCCAUGGGGGUGGACAACAGCGGAGUGCUUUAUGCUCUGUGGAGCUACCCAGCUCAGGCAGCAGAUGAACUGAGCUUUAAAGACGGAGACAUGGUCACCAUCCUCCAGAAACCUGAGGGGUCAGACUGGUGGUGGGCCUCACUGUGUGGCAGGGAAGGCUUUGUUCCAAACAACUACUUUGGGCUUUUCCCGAAGGUUCGGCCGAAAUCUCUGUGUUAAGUAGCAUCCUGAUUAUCAGGUCUGGUCAAACUGAUGCAGGGAAUAUUCUCAGAUGCUUUAUAGCUUCAGACUUUUAGUUGAACAUACUGUGUCUGUACGGCCAUAAAAAGACUGCAGACCUAAAAGAUUUUUUGUGAUCUGUCAGGGAAGGAGAGGCAAAGGUGAAGUCUCUAUACUCCUUUUGGCUGUACUGACAAGGAUAAAUCUUUUUACGUUUGUACCGGCUUGGCUGUAGAAUAAUUAUCUAUGUUACAACUCUAUGACAGAUAGUCAAGUUUUGUUGUCUAUCCAAAUGUUACAAAGGGGUGAAGGUCCAUGUUGUUCGGAUAACUUCAGUCAGGGGUUCACCAUACAAUGAGUAAAAAGUUGGUAUGGUUACUAAUCAGAAUGCAAACACUGGCUUUUGAUGUUCAUUCAACUUAUCAGCAAAGUCAUGGCAGGUGUGUGAAAUCUUGUGACUGCUCAGUUUAGAAAUGCUUUGCUUCAAUCAAAGUAAAAUCCAAGUUUCCAUUCCUGGAAAAGUUUGCAGAAAGGAAGCACCACAGUAAAAGAGAGCAGUUAGCAGGGAAUGUUUUACUUUACAUAAUAUUUCAGAAAUGUACUCAGAUAUCACAGCCUUUGCAAAUAGUUUCUCAGAUAUUAGUACUAGUAUUUAACUGUAACUUUUUCUGGCUACAGUGGCUGUUAAAUCCUAAUAACAACAAUAUUCUCGAAAUAUGUGUGAUUUUUUUUGAAUGUCAGGAGUUGUGUUCUCCUAUCAGUACGGCGGUAGUAGGUUUACCAUAGUAUUUUCAACCUCAGUAUUUUCUUUUUGCCUUCAGGUUUGUGUUGUAUGUUUAUGCUCACUAAAUAAGUGUGUCUUUUUUGAAAGUGUUUUCUGGGUGGAUGUGUUUGUGUGUGUACUCACAGUGGUGUAGUGCAUGUGGUGACAAAAACUGGUUUUAUUAUAUAUUUUUUUUGUUUCACUUGUUACUAGGGCCCUCUGUGCAUCUAACCUUUAGGCUUCUACGGAGCACAUAGUGAUCAAAUUUUUGAAUACUGAAUAAAAAGAUGAAAAUCGU